AUGGAGGAUUAUAGAUUAAAGACCUAUAAUGAUAACAGAAUGCAGAUAGAGCUUUAUUAUGGACGCCCCUCUGCCAGUCCUAAUGAUUUCUGGUCGUACAGUACUCCAUAUGCUUCUUCUUCUUCUUAUUAUUAUGUAGCGCCGCCGUCUCCUCUGGGGCCAACUGUGCCGCCGGCGGUUCUAGGCCCACCACCGCCGAAGGACUGGAAGCUCAAGAAAGGCAAAAGCACAACAAAAGUUCCAACCAUUUUAGUGUUUGGAGAUUCAUCUGUUGAUGCUGGGAAUAAUAAUCAGAUUUCGACUGUGUUGAAGAGCAAUUUUAGGCCAUAUGGUCGAGAUUUCUUUGGUGGGAAACCCACGGGGAGAUUCUCAAAUGGCCAUAUUCCUCCAGAUUUUAAUUCUGAGGGAUUUGGGCUUAGGCCAUUUAUGCCUGCUUAUUUAGAUCCCAUGUCUAGCAAUUUCAACUAA
Molecule: messenger RNA, 468 nt
Organism: Fraxinus pennsylvanica
Lineage: Eukaryota; Viridiplantae; Streptophyta; Magnoliopsida; Lamiales; Oleaceae
Source: the annotation of a GenBank genome assembly